GAUGACGUUUUCUACUAUUUACACGUCGGAGUCAGUGACAUGGACAAACAUUCAUCAGCUGUCAAUUUGGAAGGAAAUAUUGAUACCCCAUCAUUUGAAAAUCAGACCGUAAAACAAAGGUGAAAAAUAAAAUAAUGGCUUUUACAUUGUCAAACACUAAUGCACGAGAGUGGUUUGCAAGAACAAGAGAGGGUAUUCGGCCAUGGGGAGAGUUUAUCAACACAAAACGGUUCCAAACCCCUAAAUCAGUUGCACCACUACCGAAGAGGAUUGUGAAAAACAUUGAGCAUUUCCAGAGCAACUAUUUGUUUGUGUUUAUCGGCCUUGUUGUGUUCUGCAUACUUACUUCUCCUAUGCUUCUUGUUGCCAUAGCAGCUUGCCUCGGUGCCUGUUACAUCAUCAACUUGAAAAAUCGUGACAACAAGCUUAAAAUAAUGGGUCGUGAGCUGACAGUUGCCCAGCAGUACAGUGUGGUAGGGCUGUGCUCUUUCCCGCUGUUCUGGCUGGCGGGGGCUGGAUCUGCAGUGUUCUGGGUGAUUGGUGCUUCAUUCUUUGUGAUCAUGCUUCAUGCCUCGUUCUACACUGGGGGUGAGGAGGGUGAGGCCUUUGAUCUUGAGAUGGAACCAGUGUGAGUGAUCUCCCUUCACAGAAUCUCAAAAUUGGCUCUCGUGUUGUGGUUGGUUUUCGUAGAAUACACUGCCUACCAUCGUAUUGUGGAAUGGAAUGCUGUCAUGGGACAAACCAUCUGACAUUAACUGUUAGAGUUUAUAUUUGUUAAAGAUUUCAGUUCAAAUAUUAAAAUAACUAUUGUAUUUUUGGGUUUUAUGUAUGAGGUUUUGUUGUAUAAAUUCAAAAAUGACAAAAGGUGGCUUUUAAUCAACAUGGUAACUAAGAUAUUGUUAAUGAAACGUUUCCUUGUUUGUGUGUUUUCAAAUGUUUCACUGACCAUUUAAUGAUUCUGAUAAAGUCGUCAACAAGUAUGCCAUAUUGUUUAUCUAUUGGGUAUUAUUUGACUACUUGUUUCAGAGACUAUUUUUGUAUACUUAUGUGUUUGUGUGUUUUUAACCUGAAUAAUUCUUUCCUUUAGUUUGUACCUGAUAAUCAGUUGAUUAUAAAUUUUCUGUGAUACAAUGGGCUUAAAACUUUAUCGUAUGCAUUUAUUUUUAUAUUGAUUGAAAUUAUAUUAAAUUGUUGACUGUGUAUUUAAUGUUUACGUAGAGUGUGAAUGCUUACCUGUAAAUACAGUGUUUAAGAAUAUUUAUUACAUCAUCAUAAUAAAGGAAUUUGUUGUGAUUGUGAAAUUAAAAUAAUUUUAAGGAUAGUGUAACAUUGUCAAAUUUUACAUCAGAGCAUACUGGUAUAUUUGUGUUUAUAGUUGUUUCAAUGUUUGUACACAACAUGUAUGGUUGUUAACUGCAGUCUCAGAGUUCUGUUGUUAAAGCUUCAGACUAAAAACUAUGUUUGUAAACAACAUUAAUUUAUAAGCAAAUUUGAACAGAUGUAAUCCACAUUAGAACAAUCAACUUGUGUUUUUGCUAUCAGCAGCAAUAAAUGAUAUGUAUACAUUACAUGUAGAAAAACAAAUUGUGUAUUUUAAAUGAUACUCAUUUGUGUGUCUUAACCGUGACAUACAGUAAAUGCCAACAUAUUAAAAAAAGUUGUCUUAUGUGCACUAAUACUGCAUUGUGUAUUGAAGGGACCUUUCUCCCUUUUGAUAAAUUUACAAAACUAAAGAAAAUAAUUGAGAUUUGCACAUUUUCUUUGUAUUUAGUUUUUUAGCAAGGAAACAGUUAUACUGAACACUAAAAAUGCUCUCAAAUUACCAUUAUAAGCAUCUUUUGACGACUUAAAAUCUAAAUAUUAUAAGGCAUUGCAAAUGUGAAAACAAUUGUAUAAUUUGGAAAGUUCUCAUCAUUAUAUUUUGUGACAACCAAGAUGUCUUAUAUACAGUAUAAAAUACGUUCAGUAUCAUUUCAGCAGGGAUGGCAGAGUGGGUUAAGUGAUAGACUUUUACUCCAAGAGUCAGUGGUGUCAGCCCAGUGUUGUUUUCUUUUUUUUUUCUUUAAUUUUAUUUUUGAUGUGUAAUGGAACUCUUUAGUUCUGAUGUUUACAUUGAUCAAUUUUAAGCAUUAAAUGACAAACUUCAAAACGUGCAAAAAUCUGUGAACAGGUCCUUUUAAUAUUCUUUUGAGGCAAUUGUAGUAACCAUUUGGGCAACAUAAGCUACAUUAUUAGAAUCUCCGUAUUAUCUUUUAGCUGUUUGUUCAUAUUUACUACCAGUACAUUUCAUAUGGGGAAAAUAAAGUACUAUGAGGGGAA
Dreissena polymorpha is the source of this 2319-nucleotide messenger RNA. Its product is annotated as prenylated Rab acceptor protein 1-like. Gene Ontology annotation, cellular component: Golgi apparatus. The transcript is spliced from 5 exons. Lineage: Eukaryota; Metazoa; Mollusca; Bivalvia; Myida; Dreissenidae. Bases 135 to 632 code for a protein of 165 amino acids. The record is from RefSeq and is a predicted model, not a curated record.